GAAACAGAGGCUGGGGGCAGGGGCGGAGCCGGCCAGGGGGGGCGGCCCGGACCUCCUCCUCCCCUGGCACCUCCCCCGGCCCCGAGCCCGGUGCCGCCCGGUCCGAAGCGCGGCGCGGCGGCAGCGCGGCCAUGGGCUCCCGGCUGAGCCGGCAGAGCAGCCUGGAGGAGGAGAGCACCGAGGAAGCUGGCACCGGCAGGCUGGAGAGCGGCCGGGGCGACUUCCACCUCUCCUCUCUGCUCCUCCACCCGCAGAAGCUGCCGGGGGUGCUGCGGAAAGCCUCUCCGGCGCCCUACGUGCGGCGGGUGGGGUGGCUGCGGGAGAUCCAGGCCACCAUCCGGGAGCACAAGCGGGACCACGCCGUGCACAUCCUCAGGCUGCUUCGGAAGGACCUGGGACUGGAAGGAACAUUCCUCAAUGAAGUGCUCUACAAAAAUGCAACUUUCCUCAACCUGGUGGAUCCCAUCUCCCACGACUUGCUGAUGAGCCUGGCUAGAGAUCUGCAGUGUCCCAAAAAGGAGUACGACCCCUGGAAGUCCUCGGACAGGAUCUGCAGGCAGCUGAUUUACCACCUGACCCCCCAUUCCAAGUGGCACCGGCAUGGCAUGCCCCGCAGGAAGUCCCAGAUGUGCCUGAAGAGCAGCCUGCAGAAGAAGGUGAGCCAGGACUCCAUGGACCUGUCGGGGAUCCCCCUGACCAUGCGGGACGUGCACCGCAUGGCCUACUACCUGCAGAACAACGGCGACCGCCUCACGUCUGUGGACCUGAGCUUCACGGAGCUGAACGACGACCUGGUGCGGCUGCUGCUGCCCUUCCUCUGGGCGCUGCCCAAGCUCACGCACCUCUCCCUCAACGGCAACCGCCUGACGCGGGCCACCAUGAGGGAGCUGACCGACGCCAUGAAGGACAUGAGCAAGUUCCCCUGCCUGGCCUGGGUUGACCUCGGCAACAACGUGGACGUCUCCUCCAUGCCGCAGCCGCUGCUGGUGGGCCUGCGCAAGCGCCUCAGCCAGCAGACCACGCUGCCAACCAUCUACGAGGCGCUCGACUGCGACUCCGAGCUGGCCGGCGGGCACGAGGGCAGGCAGCCAGCGAGCGGCGCAGCAGGCACCCCGCCACGUGCCGCUGCUCAGCGGGGCUGCGAGAGGUGACUGGGCGCCAGGCCGGUGCUGGCGCGCUGCAGCCGCCCCAGGUCUUGAGUACCAACAGCGACAGAGGCCAGCUCCACCGGCUUCCCUCGGCGCCAUCCUCUCGCCUUCCCUCACGUCUGCCCCCCACCUGCUGCGAGGCAAAAGCCUGUCAGCCCCCCACAGCGUGCUCUGCUCCCUCCCCGCGCUGCCGAACCCAUCGCCCACAUUCCAGAGAGGAGCCAGCGACUUACAGUGAACCUGGUCCCCAGGCAGGGUCCCACUGGAAGACGGGAAAAGACCUGUCGGAGUCAAGAAUAUCCUCCAGCAGCCAUUGGGUUGAGGGAAAGGGACGGGGGGAACCUAGAACAGAAACAGGCUUGUAGUUUACUUCCUUUCUUCCUUCUCCUAUGCACCUUGGAAACCUUGGGGCCUGCAGCCUGGCGUGUGAAAGGAGGCGCCCCAGGAGCCUAGGUGCUGCGGCGCUUAGCCGAAGGCUCCGGAGGCAGAGCCGGAGCCCAGCAGUGUGUCUCCCUCUUGUGUCUGGCUCCUUUUGUUUUGUUUUUUCUCCUAUUGUGUGUUUUGCAUUAACCUCUGAACAAA
Messenger RNA from Pogoniulus pusillus (Red-fronted tinkerbird), 1730 nucleotides. RefSeq names its product leucine rich repeat containing 75B (gene LRRC75B). The transcript is spliced from 4 exons. The coding region runs from base 132 to 1151 and encodes 339 amino acids. NCBI's taxonomy places the organism in Eukaryota, Metazoa, Chordata, Aves, Piciformes, Lybiidae. The record is from RefSeq and is a predicted model, not a curated record.